Messenger RNA from Scylla paramamosain (green mud crab), 1985 nucleotides. RefSeq names its product dual specificity protein phosphatase 14-like. The record is from RefSeq and is a predicted model, not a curated record. Gene Ontology annotation, molecular function: protein tyrosine/serine/threonine phosphatase activity. NCBI's taxonomy places the organism in Eukaryota, Metazoa, Arthropoda, Malacostraca, Decapoda, Portunidae. Gene Ontology annotation, cellular component: cytoplasm. Gene Ontology annotation, biological process: protein dephosphorylation.
ACCCUUACCCUCUCCCCCCGCCAGCAAGUCCCACGCGUCUCCUGCUGGGUCACAUGUAAGGUCGCGAUGCCGGAAAAGUACCGCAGAUCAGAGGUCGUGAAGCUGACCUCCGCCGCGCCGAGGGAGGCCGAUACAGAGGUGUCACCUUAUGGGAUCCUUGAAGGUAAGCCCGUCGUGGGGCUCCCUGCCAGACCAAUCCACCGGUGGCAGCAGCAGCAGCAGCAGCAGCAGCAGUAGCAGCAGCAGCAGCAGCAGCAGCAGCAGCAGCAGCAACAACAACAACAACAACAACAACAACAACAACAACAACAACAAUUGCAACAACAAUAAUAGCAGCAGCAGCAGCAGCAGUGACAUCCCCAGCAACAGAGGGCCGCGGGCAGUGGGUCGCGCGGGCCAGAUCUCUCAGAUCAGCGAGGGCCUCUUCCUGAGUGGUGCACGCGCUGUACGUCCUGCCCGCGUGGCCGAACUGGGCGUGACGUGCGUCGUGAACGUCACCACGGAACUGCCCAACGCACCGCUACAGGGCGUCCGCGUGGUGGCGAUGCGGGUGGCGGACGAGCCCUCGGCCGACUUGGCCAGUCACCUCGCCGCCGCCGCUGACACCAUCCAUCAGGAGCUGUGUGGCGGCGGCCGCGUGCUGGUGCACUGCGUGGCGGGCGUCAGCCGCUCGCCCGCCUUGGUGCUCGCUUACCUAGUCCGGCACGGCGGCAUGGCCCUACGGGAGGCCUUCCUGCACGUGCGGGCGGUGCGGCCCUCCGCCAGACCCAACAGCGGCUUCUUUUCGCAACUGAUCGAGUUCGAGCGUGAGGAGCAUGGCUGCAGCAGUGUGACACUGCACCUCACCCCCGGAGGCUGGGUGCCCGAUGUGUGCCUGGAGGAGGCGGCGGGCCAUGCAGGACAAGCGCUGCCUCGCGGCCCUCAGCGACAGGCGGGGCCUGCAGAGGGUGUACGCGUAGCACGCCGCGGCGCCUGCUGACCAGUGUGAGCACUGUGCUCGGUGCAAGCUGAAAGAGAGAGAGAGAGAGAGAGAGAGAGAGAGAGAGAGAGAGAGAGAGAGAGAGGAAAGAGAGAGAGAGAGAGAGAGAGAGAGAGAGGAGAGAGAGAGAGAGAGAGAGAGAGAGAGAGACGGGAAGGUGAAGGAGGAAGGAUGCAUGACAGUGCCUUCAGGUUUUACCGGGAGAAGACACAGCGCCCCACUCCUCCUGCAGGAACGAGGAAGGCAGGAGGGGAGGGACAGAAGAGCAAUGAGCAAUAUAAAAGUCAGUAACAAUAACUCUGCAGCUUAAUCAUGUGUGACGCGUGACGUGAACAGCACACCCGUCUCCCCUGCCGGAUCCCAACCCCACCCGUGCAAGCUUCCUGUCUCAACUCCCGCACCUGCCUGAUUGCAUAACCUCAGAGAGAGAGAGAGAGAGGAGAGAGAGAGAGAGAGAGAGAGAGAGAGAGAGAGAGAGAGAGAGAGAGAGAGAGAGAGAGAGAGAGAGAGAGAGAGAAUAAUUAUAUAAUUAUACAUCGGAAGACAAGUUAUACAGAGCUGGAGCAGCAAAAGCAGCAAUAAUAGCAGCAGGACCAGCAGCAGUAAUAGUAGUAAUUGUUAUUGUUGUUAUUGUUAAUGUAGUAGUAGUAGUAGUAGUAGUAGUAGUAGUAGUAGUAGUAGUAGUCGACAUACUAGUAGCAGCAGCACUAGUAGUAGUAUUAGUACAAACACCACUGAAUGAACAAUAAUACAAUCUAAGGUUAUAAAGACCACGAUCUCGUUCUAGUAAUAAGAAUUUUCGACACACGCAGACGUCAAAGGAAGGGAAAGUGUGCAUGUAGUGACGUUCCUCCUUCCCCUUCUCCUUCCACCAGCGUUUCCGGAAUUGCUUGGCGGUGGAGGAGGAGGAGAAGAUUUAAGGGAUGGGAGAGGAAGAAAUGUCAUGUGUUCUAUAUAUUUUUGUAUUUGCCUUUGUAAUCUCUAGAAAAAUAUAUAUUGAUAAUUA